UCGAAACGGUGAAAGCAUGUAAUGGCGGACGGUGGACGCCAGUAACAGCUGUUCUGGUGUCUAAUAGUUGCUCCGACGCGAGUUGUGCCGUCUCGUUUUAAUCCCGGACUAUAUAAUUCGUCCCGCGGGCUCGAGAAAUAUAGGUUAGAAUAUUUUACGUUCCGAUAUAUUGAUAGUUAGUACGAGUAACGUACUAAGAAAUCUCGCUGCACCUCGACGACUUUUCUACCGUGUAUGUUCGUGCUGAUAGUUUCGGCCUAUAAAGCUGAUGGACUAAAAGAUUUGUUGAUCUUUUAGAGAACACGUAAAGAUGUCUAACAGCAACGCUAACAAAGGACCGAUUCCGCCUCGAUGGCUUCAUUGUCCAAGGAAAGCGAUCCGUUUAAUUCAAAACAAGUUUCUGGCCUUUAAAACACCGCUGUCAUCCGCAUUUGACAGCCAAGUACCAGAAGAAUGUCGUUUCACAGUGGACAUGCUCUUCGCCUCUUUGAAGAGCCAGAAACUGAAAAUGGGCCUAUGGAUCGAUCUGACAAACACCACAAGGUUUUACGAUAAGAAAGCCUUAGAAGAGUACGGCUGUAAAUACUUGAAACUACAGUGCAGAGGCCACGGCGAAACUCCGUCUGAAGAACAGACGAAAACAUUUGUGCAAGUCUGCAAGAAUUUCAUAUUGUACAAUCCAUUGAAGAUUAUUGGUGUGCAUUGUACGCACGGUUUCAACAGAACUGGCUUCCUUAUCAUAAGCUACUUAGUAGAGAACGACGGUACUAGUGUAGAUGCUGGCCUGGUCGAAUUCGCCACUGUGAGACCACCGGGUAUCUAUAAAGCAGAUUAUAUUCAAGAAUUAUUCAGGAGAUACGACGAUAUAGAGGAUGCUCCAGAUCCACCUCCUAGGCCAGCUUGGUGUUUGGAGUACGAUGACUCGAACGUAGAAGAUUCUGAUGGAGGUCCUAGUACAGAAAUUGAUAAGUAUAGUCAAGAACCUCCACAGAAAAAGAGACGCGAAUUUCACAAUAAAAAUCCAGUAUUCAUGGCUGGUGUACCUGGUGUUACUCCAAUAUUAGAAGAAAGAAAAUUAAGUAGAGUACAAAGACGUGUUCAAGAGAUAUGUUCAUGGGGAUCAACGGGCUUCCCAGGCUCCCAACCUGUUUCCAUGGAUGAGGAUAAUAUUAGAUUGUUACACGAAAAACCAUAUAGGGUAUCUUGGAAGGCAGAUGGAACCAGGUACAUGAUGAUGAUACAAGGAAACGGAGAAAUUUAUUUUGUAGAUAGAGACAAUAGUGUGUUUCAAGUUAGCGGAUUGUCUUUCCCACAUCCCAGAGAUGUGAACAGAAAUCUUGAAGACACUUUGUUGGAUGGUGAAAUGGUAAUUGAUAAGGCAGAUGGUACAGAUAUCCCAAGAUACUUAGUUUAUGACGUAAUUAUGUAUGAUGGGGAAGAUCAGAGUAAAUUACCAUUUCACCCUAACCGUUAUUACAUCAUUGAGAAAAAGAUUAUGGGUGGCAGACACAAAGCACUCAGAGAAGGAAGACUUCGGAAAGAAAGGGAACCUUUCUCAGUACGAUUGAAAUUCUUUUGGGAUGUUACACAGGCAGGUAGCCUAUUAAGCGAAAAGUUUGCCAAACAACUGGGCCAUGAACCUGAUGGCUUGAUAUUCCAACCCUCCAAGGAACCGUAUUGUCCAGGGAUUUCUAGAGAAGUCUUGAAAUGGAAACCUUUGUCACUGAACUCGGUGGAUUUCAAAUUGAAAAUAGUUACUGAAUCCGGGAUAGGAAUUGUAUCGAAGAAGGUCGGACACCUCUAUGUGGGUGGACUGAAUGUGCCAUUCAGUAAAAUGAAAGUCACCAAAGAAAUAAAGGACUUGAAUAACGCAAUUAUAGAGUGUAAAUUCGAAAACGGCCAAUGGGUAUUUAUGCGUGAAAGAACGGACAAAUCGUUCCCGAAUUCUAAGAACACAGCCGAAUCCGUAUGUAAAAGCAUUGGUAAACCUAUCACGACCGAACGACUUAUAAGCUACAUCGACAGUCAUAGAUUUUUGCAAGACGAUUCCGAUCUUAUGCCACCACCUAGUAAAAGGAGAUGAUCAGACCACUCCGACAGGACCGUGUUACUUUGGAAUACGAAAGAGCUUACAAAACGGGAAAAAAAAUCUCUACGUGUGAAUAUUGAGUUUGAUCAUGCAACAUUGAUCCGCUGGUCUCCGGAUGGUAAAGCUUUCAUCAUACACAAAGAUGUUGCAAACACUAUUGAGGUGUACAAGAUCACUAAGAAGCCAGAUGGAACAUUAGCUUCAGCAGCGAAAACCCUGGAAUUUCCAAAGAAACAUACUGAUGAUGUUAUUGGUAUGGACAUUGCGUGCACAGGAAAAUACAUAAUCACAUGCAGCAAAGCAAAUGAUCUGAUAAUAUGGGAUCUGAAGGGUCAAAUACUUGCAACAAUAGAAUUGUAUCUGGGAUCUAUUUACAGAGCACGUGUAUCACCUUGUGGACGUUUCGUUGCCGCUUCUGGAUUUACACCAGAUGUGAACGUAUUUGAAGUCGCCUUUACCAAAUCUGGUGAUUUUAAACAGGUUUCAAAAGCUUUCGACCUUGCUGGCCAUUCAUCUGGAAUAUUUGACUUCACCUUCAGCACCGACAGUAGCCACAUGGCUACUGUGUCAAAGGACGGGACUUAUCGUUUAUACAAUACAAAAAUUGAGUUUGAGAAAGGAGAAGAUCCCCGUGUACUGCUAUCCGGGUCAUGGGACACCGCAGCGACAGCUAACAUUGCACUCUCUCCUAACACAGAAGUUCUGGCAAUAGCUCAUGGUUCCUCGUUAAGUUUUUAUUCGACGGUUACCGGCUCCCUUGACAGUACCAUAGAAGACAUUUUUCUGGGUCCUAUCACUUGUCUGGCCUUCGACGCGUUAGGGGAGUACAUCUUGGUUGCCGGAGACAAAAGCAUAAAAGUCUUCCACAAUAUAACCGGCUACCGAGCGGCCAUUGAAUCGGCGAAACGCAAGCUUGCGCAAAAGCAGACGUCCGCUACGAAGGAACGCUUGGAGGGACUCAUCGUCAGCAACCGGAAGUUCCUCCAAGAGAUGAAUGAAAAGUGUCCUGAAUGAUACGAUUAUGAAGUUUUCUCUUUCCAUGGUGAAGAAUCGCGAGAUUGAGAUUAUAUCUAAAAAUUGCAUUUCUCCUAUGCAAACAAAAAAAUCAUUUAUAACAUAAUUUUUUAAUGUACUUGAAUAAAGGGGU
Messenger RNA from Nomia melanderi (Alkali bee), 3236 nucleotides. Lineage: Eukaryota; Metazoa; Arthropoda; Insecta; Hymenoptera; Halictidae. The record is from RefSeq and is a predicted model, not a curated record.